Messenger RNA from Scleropages formosus (Asian bonytongue), 1511 nucleotides. RefSeq names its product unc-93 homolog A (gene unc93a). The transcript has 8 exons. Bases 1 to 1422 code for a protein of 473 amino acids. NCBI's taxonomy places the organism in Eukaryota, Metazoa, Chordata, Actinopteri, Osteoglossiformes, Osteoglossidae. The record is from RefSeq and is a predicted model, not a curated record.
AUGAAGGGAUUCACCAGAAACCUGAAAAACAUCUUGGUGGUGUCAUUUGGAUUUUUAUUCCUUUUUACAGCAUAUGGAGGACUGCAGAGCUUACAGAGCAGCCUCAACACUGAGGAUGGCAUGGGUGUCGCCUCCUUGAGCGUCAUCUACGCCUCCAUCAUUCUGUCCUCCAUGUUCCUGCCGCCAAUUCUCAUCAAGAACCUCGGCUGCAAAUGGACCAUCGUGGGCUCCAUGUUCUGCUAUGUGUCCUACUCACUGGGCAACUUCUUUCCAGGAUGGCCGGCGCUGAUGGCCACCUCCGUGAUCCUGGGUUUGGGUGGAUCCCCGCUGUGGUCCGCUAAGUGCACCUACCUCACAAUAAGCGGCAACCUGCAGGCGAGAAAGGACAAGAAGAAGGAGUCAGAUGUCAUCAACCAGUACUUUGGAAUCUUCUUCUUCAUAUUCCAGUCGUCCGCCGUUUGGGGGAACCUUAUGUCUUCUCUCAUAUUUAGUCAAGACUCAGGCGUUGCUAACAUCCCAGAGGAGAAUUUUGAGUACUGUGGGGCGAACACCUGCCUGGACACGAAUACUGGAGGCAAUGUCACACAGCCAGAGCAGUCGCUCGUCCAAAUCCUUCUUGGCUGCUAUAUCGGCGUUGGGGUUUUUGCCAUAAUCCUGGUGGCAAUAUUUCUGGACAACAUCGACGGAGAUGAUGCACGGGACUUCAGGGACAACAGGGAGCCGUUCUUUAGCACCUUUUUAGCCACCUUCAAACACCUGAAGGACAAACGGCAGGUGCUCCUCAUACCGCUGACUAUGUACAGCGGGUUCGAGCAGAGCCUGCUGGCAGGAGAGUACAACAGGUACUACGUGACCUGUGCGCUCGGGAUACAUUUUGUCGGAUAUUCGAUGAUCUGCUUUGGCGCCGCCAAUUCGGUGGCCUCCUUCACUGUGGGGAAGCUGGCUGAAUACACUGGAAGAGUGGCUCUCUUUAUGUUCGCUGCCGUGAUAAACCUGUCCUGCACCCUGGCUCUUCUCUUCUGGAGGCCUCAUCCAGACCUGCUCCCCGUGUUCUUUGUGUUUCCUGCCCUGUGGGGUGUGGCCGACGCUAUUUGGCAGACGCAAACCAACGCUCUCUAUGGCACUCUGUUCCCUGAUCACAAAGAAGCAGCGUUCGCCAACUACCGCAUGUGGGAGUCUGUCGGCUACGUGAUCGCCUUUGCCUACAGCAAUUUUAUCUGCCUGUACAUCAAGUUGUACAUCCUUAUAGCGGUCCUAGUGGUCUCCAUGGUGCUCUACUGCUGGGUGGACUAUCAGGAGCACAAGAACUCAAAGGCGUUAAGAACGCAAAGUGACGACGCCACUUUGAGAAAGGAGGGGAAAGGGCUGGGCACUGAAGACGGCGUCACAGAGAGAGUUAUUAUAGCUCAAACCGAGUUGUAAGCCAGUCCAGGGCAUCUCCCGGCUGUCGCUCUUCCGGUCCUUGUCUUAGGCACCUUACCCAGUGAACCAUAUGUAUUUACAUGUUUUGU